UAAACCCAGCAACGGCUUUGCUCAGCCUGAUAGGAUGUUGAUUUUCUUACUAUGCAAGACUGAAGUAGUCAACAACUGAAGGACAAAGCAUCAGGAUGGAUCUUCCAUGCCCUACAGGAGAAGUUGCAUGGGUUGUCUAGAGACAGCAGAGGAAAUGUGAUCAAAAUUCAGGAUGGCCAGUGCGUGUGUCAGUUGUCCAGAUUCUAGUUGAAAAGCCUGUAUGACCAACAUGAGUUGGAGCUUUCUCACUCGUCUUCUGGAAGAGAUCCACAACCACUCCACCUUUGUGGGGAAAGUGUGGCUGACGGUGCUCAUAAUCUUCCGCAUCGUGCUCACGGCGGUGGGGGGCGAGUCCAUCUACUCUGACGAGCAGACCAAGUUCACCUGCAACACCAAGCAGCCGGGCUGUGACAAUGUGUGCUACGAUGCCUUCGCCCCGCUGUCACAUGUCCGCUUCUGGGUCUUCCAGAUCAUCAUGAUCUCCACCCCUUCUGUCAUGUACCUGGGCUACGCCAUCCACAAGAUUGCUCGUACAUCUGAGGAGGAGAGGCGGAAGUACCACAGGCUCCGUAAGAAGCCACCUCACACCAGGUGGAGGGAGAGCCACCCUCUGGAAGAAGUCCUAGAGGAGGAUGAGGAGGACGAUGCUGAGCCCAUGAUCUACGAUGACACGCUGGAGGGGCAGGAGCCCAAGCCAGAGGCGCCCGCCGUCCCUAGCCGGGAGCCGCAGAAACAUGAUGGCCGCCGACGUAUCAUGCAGGAAGGAUUGAUGAGGAUCUACAUUCUUCAGCUCCUAUCAAGAGCCAUCUUUGAAAUUUGCUUCUUGGCUGGCCAGUAUCUUCUCUAUGGUUUCCGUGUUAACCCAUCCUAUGUUUGCAAUAAGGUCCCCUGUCCACACAGGGUGGACUGUUUCAUCUCCCGACCCACAGAGAAGACCAUCUUCCUUCUUAUAAUGUAUGUGGUCAGCUGUCUCUGCUUGCUCCUCAAUGUGUGUGAGAUGUUCCACUUGGGCAUCGGCACUUUUAGGGACACUCUUCGCCAGAGGAGAAACCAGGGCCAGCGGCCCUCGUACAGCUAUCCGUACUCUCGUAACAUUCCUGGUUCUCCACCUGGGUACAACCUUGUGAUGAAGUCAGACAAACCCAACCGAAUCCCCAACAGCCUCAUCACUCAUGAGCAAAACAUGGCCAAUGUGGCUCAGGAGCAGCAGUGCACCAGCCCAGAUGAGAACAUCCCCUCAGACCUAGCCAGCCUGCAUCGCCACCUACGGGUGGCGCAGGAGCAACUGGACAUGGCCUUUCAGACAUAUAAUUCCAAAAACAACCAGCCAACUUCCAGAACCAGCAGUCCUGUCUCUGGGGGCACUAUGGUGGAGCAAAACCGAGUCAACACGGUACAGGAGAAACAGGGAGCCAGACCUAAGUCAGCUCCAGAGAAAGCUGGGACCAUAGUAAAAAAUGGGAAGUCUUCUGUAUGGAUUUAGAAAUGAAUGUGGCAGUAUGAACUGAAGAGCCUGUUUUAAUUUCCAGGACCAUGUAGUAUGGAUUAUAGACUAUGAGGUUGAGUUAAACGUCAACAUUAUAAAUCACACAUUUGUCACCAACAUGAACUAGAAAGACAUGCAAGGACAUACAAACUGGGCACUAUCUAUACAGUAUGUACUCUAUGGUGUGACAAACCUUAAUAUAGACAGCAGGAAAGAAAAAAACUGUUAUGAUUCUUCUACUUAGUUUGUCUUUUGUGCUAUAGUUUCAGCAUAGUUCAUAUAAAAAUAUUGUACAUAUGUUGCUUUGUCAAGCUUCAGAAUUUUAUCUACUCAUAUUAGGAGGGAAAAUAUGAAGAAUGCUUGAUCAAUUUCGGAAUAUGUGGGGAUAUUUUCUCUGAUAAUUACAAAUAUAACACUCUUGUUGUUGAACUGAUUAUUUGAAACAUUUUAACUUCAAAACCUUUAAAGAUAAUCUUUAAAAUUGUGUCCUGGUUAAAAAACUGUGCCAUGGAAAACACUACAUUAUGGCUCUGUGAUUGAAACCUGAUUGUUUGACAAAUCUAAUGUGAGAUCUCAAAUGGAAAUCAUGGUAAAAGUUAAAUUAUGAAACAUUUACAUUUGACAUACAUUACACUUUAUUCAGAUAUUGUUACAUGAGACGCAUGUAUAGUUUAAUUUAUUUGAAGAAAUAGUCCACUGUCUGAUGC
This is a messenger RNA of Osmerus eperlanus (European smelt), 2193 nucleotides long. It is a transcript of the gene gjc2, whose product is annotated as gap junction protein gamma 2. Gene Ontology annotation, cellular component: connexin complex. The transcript has 2 exons. The coding region runs from base 221 to 1483 and encodes 420 amino acids. Gene Ontology annotation, molecular function: gap junction channel activity. Gene Ontology annotation, biological process: cell-cell signaling. The record is from RefSeq and is a predicted model, not a curated record. NCBI's taxonomy places the organism in Eukaryota, Metazoa, Chordata, Actinopteri, Osmeriformes, Osmeridae.